Messenger RNA from Nilaparvata lugens (brown planthopper), 1277 nucleotides. Its product is annotated as tetratricopeptide repeat protein 1. The coding region runs from base 246 to 1127 and encodes 293 amino acids. NCBI's taxonomy places the organism in Eukaryota, Metazoa, Arthropoda, Insecta, Hemiptera, Delphacidae. The transcript has 6 exons. The record is from RefSeq and is a predicted model, not a curated record. Gene Ontology annotation, molecular function: protein binding.
CUCUAGUGAUUUAUGUCACUUCAUGAAAUCAGCUGUUUGCCUGUUUGAUUUCAGAGGCUCAGAAACAAUUGGAAUUUAUUUAACCUAAAAUACUCUAUCAAUUUCAUAGAAUAUAUACAUUUUUAUUAUUGUUGUUUUAUAUUUUGAAUUUAAGUCUAUGAUCAUUUCUUCUGGGUUGAUGUAUUCAUUGCUACAUUCAAAAUCAUCGGAUUUUGUAAUAAUCGGAUCUUAAUUGAGUGGGAAUUAUGUCCGAAUCGAAUAGAAGAAAGAGUUUGGAAGAGAGUAAAUCAGGGAUUCCGUCUAACGAAGAUAUAGUGGAUGAACUGGUCAAGGGAAUAGGUAACAUUAGUGCUGGCAAUCCAGAGAGUGAUCAAAACAAUGAGCAAUACAAAAAGAGUCCAGUUAAUGACGACGUACCCGAGGCAUCAAACGACUUGAACUCUUUUGAAAAUAUUGGUGAUGAUGGUAAAACCGAAGUGACCGCUAGAGACGAUGAGUCUGAUGAAGAGUUUCCAGAUGACGUAAUUGAUGAGGACAAAUUGAAGAAGCUCGAUGAAGACAGCACAGAAGAUGAAAGAAAGAGUCGCAAAGCAGAAGCUGAAAAGUUGAAAGUGUAUGGUAAUGAACAAUUUAAAACUGGCGAAUUUGAAGAAGCGGCCAGCAGUUAUACAAAGGCACUGAAUGUGUGUCCCCUCGCCUCCAGCCAGUUCAGAUCGGUCCUCUAUGCUAACAGGGCUGCUGCAAGGAUGAGUCAGGACCUGAAUAAGCAAGCCAUAAAAGAUUGCUCAAAAGCAAUUGAAUUGGACCAAUCCUAUGUGAGAGCGUAUUUGCGACGAGCUAAAUUGUACGAAAACACAGACAAAUUGGAUGAAGCUCUUGCAGAUUAUAACAAAGUGUUAGAAACCGACCCUCUCCACAGAGAAGCCAUACUAGCUAGCAAGAAACUGACUGAGAGUAUUAAUGAACGGAACGAAAAAUUGAAAACUGAAAUGAUGGGCAAAUUGAAAGACUUAGGGAACAUGAUACUGCGACCAUUUGGAUUGUCGACGAAUAACUUCCAGAUGGUGCAAGACCCGAACACCGGCGGCUACUCAGUCAAUUUCAACCAGAAUGCCAGCCCCAGUUGAUCGAACGGUACCGUAUGCAACCACGAUAAUCAUUGUAAAAACACUACUACUACGUUCUUUUAUAAGUUGUUAUAAUAUUAAGUCGCCUCUUGUACCAUUCAAUUGUGAUUUAUUUUACUGUCAUGUCUCAAUAAAAAUUUGAGCUAAUAA